UGAGAACGUGGGCUGCCCUGUAUUUUAUGUCAUUUACUAUGGAACGUCCCCAAGUUCACCUUCUUCACUUAAUGACUUGGCUCCUUUUCGGCAUAAUUGAAGACCUUUGAUAUCGUCUUUUGCCAUCCUGAAUAGGCUGCUCCUUCCCUUUAAUAACUUAUCUACACUUCAUUGGGAAUGGUGCUGCCUGGACUCAAAAUUUUAUAAUUUCUUCUUCCGCCCGCUCUUCGAAACCCUGAGCUCUCUCUCUCACUCACUGUCGUACCUUUUGCUUCAACCCAGAUGGCUGCUUCUCCGUCAGCAUCGGCGGUUAACCUGUCAUCAUCCCGUUCUUCAAUGCAAUCGCAGACAACCACGAGCAGCGCAGUAUUUCUUGUCAAUGCCCUCGACAAGAUUGCGGCCGCUAGAGAGAUCCGUCGAAAUAAACAGUUGAAGGAAUCGGUUCAAAAUGCCCUCGCGAUAUACAAGGACAAUGAGCCUGCUCCAGAUGGCCAGAAUCGCUUCUCUGUCAUUCUGACUGCUAUGCAAGGCACCAUUGGCACCGGCUCAACCUCCCUCGUGGUUACCGCCCUAGAUUGUUUAGGCAAACUUAUCAGUUACAAUUAUGUGUCGCACGACCCAAAAGCCAUGGACAGCGUAGUGGAUUUGAUAUGCGAAUGCUUUGUCGGCGAAGGAACAGAUGAGAAGAUUCAAUUGCAAAUUAUCAAGGCCUUGUUGGAUGCCGUACUGUCUACUACCAGCCCUGUUCACCAAUCUUCGUUACUCAAAGCGAUAAGAACAACCUAUAACAUUUUCUUGUUAUCGAGAAACAGCGCCAACCAAAUUAUUGCCCAAGCGACGUUGAACCAAAUGGUGAAUCAAGUCUUUGGUCGCGUUAAUACUGAUGUCCAACCUCCAUCAUCCAUCUCGUCUAACGGCCAUGUUCAUGCUGUCUCCGCCGACGAGGAAACGUCUAUUUCUGAGAAUGAACCAUCCGCUCAACCUGAUGAAGGAAAAGAAAAGCAACCAAGUCUAGAAGCAACUGAAGCGGAGAAAGAAUCGUUGCGCCAGUCAUUACAAGACGAGAUCAUUGCUGAAGCAGCCAUGGCGCGCCGAGAAGCUAUCAAUGGUCCUGACAGUAAAUCGACUGCUGAUAUUUUGGGAGAUACUGAACUGGUUUUCGAAGACGAAAGUGUGCCGGAAGCUUUAUCUGGCGCUUCCAUCCAACCACCACCCGAAGAACCUAAUACAUCUGUGAAUACCCAAGAUGACAAGAAACCCGAAGAAAAGAAUGGCGAAGAUGCCCAAGAUGUAGAACAGAAGGACGAUGAUGAUGAUGAAGACAAGGUGGAACAACCACAAACAGGAGAAAGUCGUACUUCCUAUGGUCCCGACAGUAAAUCUGGAUACAAUUCACAAAACGACUUGUUUGCAAAGGAUGCUUUUCUUGUAUUUAGAGCACUGUGCAAUCUUUCCAUGAAGCCAAUUACCACAGACGGUGACCUCAAAUCCUAUUCCAUGCGCUCAAAACUGCUUUCUCUCCACUUAAUUUCCGUUAUUCUCACCUCACAUCAUGCUGUGUUCACCUCACCCGGCGUUGUUUUGAUGUCUCUUCAACCCAAUGGCACCGCUAUCGCCACGCCAUUUAUCCAAGCAGCCAAGAAGAAUUUGUGUGUUAGCUUAAGUCGAAAUGCGGUAUCGGUCACACCUCAAGUCUUCGAAGUCAGUCUUGAGAUCUUUUGGAAGGUGGUGCAGAACUUGCGCAUGCAUUUGAAAAAAGAAAUUGAAGUCUUCUUCACCACCAUCUUUCUUCCCAUUCUUGAAAUGCGCAAUGCAUCCUCUCAGCAGAAACACUUGCUGCUCAGUAAGGUUGUCCUUCGAAUAUGCAGUGAUCCACAGACUCUAGUGGAAAUCUAUCUCAACUACGACUGUGAUAAGGAAGCUUUGGAUAACAUUUAUGAGCGACUUGUCAAUGUUUUGUCACGAAUCACGACCACACAUGCUGUCAAUAUACCGUCUAAAGAGAACUCGGAUAUGCGUCACUCCACCGAUUUUAGCAGUGGCCAUAUGAAUGGGUCUUCUGUUGUCAUACCACCCAGAUUAACCACCGACACUAUUCAACCCAACGAGAAGCAUGGUGGGCAAGCCAAUCAGCCAUCGGACCUUGCGUUGAAAUACAAGUCGCUCGAAAGCUUGGUAGCGGUGCUGAGGUCAAUGGUGGCAUGGUACAAUAAGGGUGCCGUCAGUGUACCUACUAACCCAGACGAGGAGGCCACGCCAAGAGAGAGUGAAGACCAACCAAGCGGCUCAACUGAAGCCAUCACCAACCAUAGCAAUACCUCUGUGUCUCGAUUGUCACCAGUAUCAUCCAGUGUUCAAAUUGCUAUCAAUGGAACAUCGUCAUCAACCGCUAUGGAUGAUCCAGAACAGUUCGAGUCAAAAAAGCAUCGUAAACAAAUGCUUCAAGAAGGCAUUCGUCAGUUCAAUUGGAAGGCCAAAAAGGGAAUCCAGUUCCUCCACAAGCAUAGCUUCAUCAAUUCCAGCGAUCCUGCUGAUGUCGCCAAAUUCUUAUUGCAUACCGAUGGUCUUAACAAGACCAUGAUUGGUGAAUACCUUGGUGAAGGCGAACCUGAAAACAUUGCCAUUAUGCAUGCAUUUGUGGAUGAACUCAACUUCACCGAGAUGCUCUUCGUAGAUGCUCUUAGACAGUUCUUGCAAUCUUUCCGUCUCCCUGGUGAAGCGCAAAAGAUCGAUCGUUUCAUGUUGAAAUUUGCUGAACGUUAUCUCGAUGGCAACCCUGGCACUUUUGCCAACGCUGACACCGCCUACAUUCUUGCUUACUCUGUUAUCUUGCUCAAUACUGAUCAACACAGUCCUCAAGUCAAGAAACCCAUGACCAUAGAAGAAUUCAUCAAGAAUAACCGUGGUAUCAAUGACAAUGCGGAUCUUCCCGAAGAAUUGCUACUUGGUAUCUACAACGAAAUCAAAAGCAAUGAAAUCAUCAUGAAAGAUGAACAAGAAGUCGCUGCUUCCAAUGCUCUUCUCACCGCCACCAACAACGCCGGAGGUCCCCUUGGUAUGGUUGGAUUGCAGAACGCCUUGGUCAAUGCAGGUAUCACACGCGAUAUUAAAGGUGAAGCUUAUCAAGCUGUCACGGAAGAAAUGGGUUCCAAGACUGAAGCUUUGUUUAAAAACAUGUUGGGUAGUAAGCGCCGUCGUGCCGCAGCUACCGGUGCUGGCGCUAUCACGUUUUAUAGUGCCUCUCAUAUUGAACACGUUCGCCCCAUGUUCGAAGUUGCUUGGAUGUCGUUUUUGGCUGGUAUUUCUGGCCCUUUGCAAGAGUCUGAUGAUAGUGAGACUGUCAACUUGUGUUUGGAAGGCUUCAAAUACGCUAUUCGAACCAUUUGUCUUUUCCACACCAUCCAGUCUGAAGAUAUGAACCUUCAGCGCGAUGCCUUUGUCACCACUUUGACCAAGUUCACCUUCUUGACCAAUUACAGUGAAAUGAAAUUCAAAAACGUUCAAGCCAUCAAGGCGUUGUUGGAUGUUGCUGCAACGGAUGGCAACCAUCUCAAGGGCAGCUGGAGAGAAAUUUUGACCACUGUCAGUCAACUUGAACGUUUCCAACUUAUUACCAGUGGUGCUGGCGGUGACCAUCAAGGUGGCGAAAUGGUUGGUAAACGUGGUCGCUCUGUUGACUUGAAUAGACGACAAAACAAUACUACUGUCAACGGUAGAAAACUUAACCGAACGAACACCAUUAUUACCGAAGAAGUUGCAACAGCUGGAAGUUCACAUUCGCUUGUAUUGGCUGUCGACAAACUUUUUACAUCCACAGUCAAUUUGAACGGUGAAGCCAUCGUCGACUUUGUUAGAGCCUUGUGCGAGACAUCGUGGGAAGAGAUUAUCUCUUCAAGCAACUUAGAGCAGCCACGCAUGUACAGUUUACAAAAACUGGUAGAGAUCUCAUACUACAACAUGGGACGUAUUCGUCUGGAAUGGUCCAAUGUGUGGGCUAUUCUUGGUGAACACUUUAAUCAAGUUGGUUGUCAGUCCAAUUUCAACAUUGCUUUCUUUGCUUUGGAUUCCUUGCGACAACUGUCCAUGCAGUUCUUGGAGAAGGAAGAAUUGGCUCACUUCAAGUUCCAAAAGGACUUUUUGAUGCCUUUUGAAUACAUUUUGGCCAACAAUCAAGAUGUUGCUAUCAAGGAUAUGGUUUUGAGAUGUCUUACCCAGAUGAUUCAAGCUCGUGCUCAUCACAUUCGAUCAGGCUGGAAGACUAUGUUUGCUGUGUUUGCAAAGGGAGCCUGCGAGUCUUCAGAAUCUAUUGUUUCCAUGACAUUUGACAUUGUACGAUCUCUGGCAAAUGAACGAUUUUCAGACAUCGUUGCCAACGGUACUUUCCCUGAUUUCGUUACUUGCUUGAGUGAAUUCUCCAAGAACCGCAAGUUCCAGAAAAUUAGCUUGCCCGCUCUUGACAUGAUCAAAUCAACCAUACCACGUAUGCUCGAUCUCGCUAGUGAUAGCCAGGCCAUCGUUAUCAACGAUGCAAAUACCAACGCUGGUCGAACUGUCCAGUCUGGUGAGGACUUUUUGGUCAAGUUUUGGUUCGCCAUCUUGUUCGGUUUUAAGGAAGUCACCAUGAAGAGCGACGACGUUGAAGUCCGGCGGAGGGCUCUUCAAUAUUUAUUCGAAACGCUCAAGGAGCAUGGCAAAACUUUCUCUCCGGAGUUUUGGAACACCAUUACGAGGCAAAUCGUAUUCCCAUUAUUCGAAGACUUGCGACCUGAUUCCGAGCAUCACCGUACCAUGAGCGAUGAAGAUUUGAGCGUGUGGCUCUCCACCACCAUGAUUGAAGCAUUGCGAAGUGUUGUCGAUCUAUAUACCUUCUAUUUUGAAAAUAUGCGAGAUAUGAUGAAGCAUGUACUGAGCUUGUUCUCCAUGUGCAUUACCCAAGAAAAUGAUACACUUGCACGUAUCGGAUGCGAGUGCUUGCAACAAUACAUCGAAGCCAAUGUCGAAAAGUUCAACAACGAGUCCUGGGAUAUGGUCACUGAGACUUUUGUGGAUCUUUUUGAAAAGACCACGGCUUAUAGCUUGUUUAACGACACUCAGGAUCUAGUUGAGCGAAAUAAGGAGAACCCAGAAGAACAAGAAACCGUCAACGAUGAGAGACAGCGCAGCUUCCAGCACAUCAUUAUGAAGUGCGUUUUGCAACUGCUCUUAAUCCAGACCGUCAACGACCUUCUCAGCAAGGACAUUGUUUAUAUUGCUUUCCCUGCUCACCAUCUCAUGGUGGUCAUGGACUGCCUUGGCAAGUCAUUCCACUUUGCUGAGCGAUUUAACAAUGACACUGAGCUUCGCAUGGCCCUCUGGCGAUUUGGUUUCAUGAAGCAACUUCCUAAUCUGUUGAAGCAAGAGACUUCCAGUGGAGCAUGCUAUGUCGCCAACUUGAUGAGAAUGUUUGCCAACAUUGAAAACAUAUCCGAUCGUGAUGAGAGACGGGAAGAGAUUGAACAGACGUUGAUUCCGCUUUGCAAUGAGAUCUUUACAUUGUACUCUGAGCUGGACCAUGAGACAAAGCCCAAAAACAUUGCAGCAUGGACUCCUGUUGUAGUGUCAAUUUUGCAUGGACUCACCAAUCUUCAAGACCAAGACUUCUCGAGACACUUGCCACAGUUUUAUGAAUCAUCUGUCAAUAUGUUGGCACAGGAUAAUUUGAUACCUGAGAUUCGUGUGGUGCUACGAACAUUAUUACUUCGCGUAGGCAAAGCGUACAACAUCUCUGCGUAAUUACUCACCCAACAAACAGCCUUUCUACCAAAAAACAACAGUUUUUCUUGUCUGUCUU
Umbelopsis ramanniana AG is the source of this 5830-nucleotide messenger RNA. RefSeq lists its product as uncharacterized. Gene Ontology annotation, molecular function: guanyl-nucleotide exchange factor activity. The coding region runs from base 283 to 5772 and encodes 1829 amino acids. The record is from RefSeq and is a predicted model, not a curated record. Gene Ontology annotation, biological process: regulation of ARF protein signal transduction. The transcript is spliced from 12 exons. Lineage: Eukaryota; Fungi; Mucoromycota; Umbelopsidomycetes; Umbelopsidales; Umbelopsidaceae.